This is a messenger RNA of Aspergillus sclerotioniger CBS 115572, 321 nucleotides long. RefSeq lists its product as uncharacterized. The transcript has a single exon. The record is from RefSeq and is a predicted model, not a curated record. Bases 1 to 321 code for a protein of 106 amino acids. NCBI's taxonomy places the organism in Eukaryota, Fungi, Ascomycota, Eurotiomycetes, Eurotiales, Aspergillaceae.
AUGCCACCGAAACUCAGUCACCAAGUCGCUCUGCCUGAAGCGCGCGGGCUCAAGUAUGACGAAACCGAUAUGGCGCUCUUUCACGCCAAGCUCUCCUACCAUUCCACGAUCGAAGAACGCAUGGCGUCGAAAGACCCCAAUCUGGCGUCCAUCUCAGAGCAUCAAGCGCGAAUCUUGAGGCGCUGGGAGAUGCUGAAACACUCGGAAAAAGAGAUGGCGGACAAAGGCAAGAGCCUGUCGCCGGCCGAAAGAAAUCAGCUGGCGCAGUACGAAUGGCGAUACAAGCGAUUGGAAGAGUUAGUCACCAAGAGCACGGGUUAG